Molecule: messenger RNA, 2576 nt
Organism: Oreochromis aureus
Lineage: Eukaryota; Metazoa; Chordata; Actinopteri; Cichliformes; Cichlidae
Product: H-2 class I histocompatibility antigen, L-D alpha chain-like
Exons: 7
Coding region: 128-1219 (363 amino acids)
Biological process (GO): immune response
Cellular component (GO): external side of plasma membrane
Source: RefSeq, a predicted model, not a curated record
GGUACUUUCCCCCGUGGGCUGUGAGACUCUGCGCUGCUUCAUUCAGAGCAUCUCUCUGUCGGACACGCAGCGUGAACUCGGAUAAACUCGGUGUGAUCGGCGAGCUGAGGCUUUAAAAGGAUUUAAAAUGUUCAUCGUGGCUUUUCUGCUGCUGUGGGGUCCAGGACUAACGGAGAGCGCCGACACUCACUCCCUCCAUUACAUCUACACGGCGCUCUCCAAACCCGUCGGCCUCCCGGGCAUCCACGAGUUCACAGCCAUGGGUUUGCUGGAUAAGAGGAUGAUCGACUACUUUGACAGCGAGAAUCAGGUGAAAGUUCCCAAACAGGAGUGGAUGAGAGAGCGUUUACCUGCUGAUUACUGGGAUAAAGGCACACAGUCCCGCAAGAGCAAGCAGCAGUGGUUCAAGGUCAACAUCGGCAUCCUGAUGGAGCGAAUGAGACAGAAUGACUCUGCCAACCCUCAUGUUCUUCAGUGGAUGCACGGCUGUGAGGGUGAAACUCAGCCUGACGGCACGCUGAAGUUUGUCCAAGGCAUGGACAUGUACAGCUACGACGGAGGAGACUUCCUGUCCUUCGAUGAUAAAAACGGAGUCUGGGUCGCUCCGACUCCACAGGCAGAACCCACCAAGAGGAAGUGGGACGGCGUCCAGGUGCUGAAAGAGUACACCAAGGGAUACCUGGAGAACGAGUGCAUCGAUUGGCUGAGCAAGUUUGUGAAUUAUGGACAACAGCAGCUAAAAAAGAAAUCUCCACCUGAGCUGCACGUGUUUGCAAAGAACUCCAGAGUGCAGACAAACAUCGUCCUCACCUGCCUCGCCACAGGCUUCUACCCCAAAGACGUCACAGUGACGAUCAGGAGGAACGGACGUGUCCUGACUGCAGACGAUGGUCUGAAGAGCUCGGGACUUCUCCCCAAUAACGACGACAUGUUCCAGAGGAGAGAGUACGUGGAGGUUUUAAAGUCUGACCCGUCUCCGUACAGCUGUGAGGUCUUUCACAAGGCGACCAAUGUGAGCUUGUCUAAGAGCUGGGAUCUCAGCAUGUUACCUGUUCCUGAUGACGAUGGAUCUGCCGUCACUGGUCUGGUGGCAGCACUCCUGCUCGUGCUCAUCGGUGUCGGCGUGAUUCUGCUGGUCCUACGUAAAAGACGCAUUAAUGGCAGGAGCAGCACGCCGACACCAGAGUCACAGGAGUUGAAUGAUGUUCGUCAGGAGUAACAAUGGAUCAGAACCAGCCGGAUGAGUCCUGCAGUGAGAGGAGAUCAGAGCUUCCACAGAAGCACAUGGAGACUCGGUGGGACCAGAUUUACCGAAACAACACAAACAUUUGUUGCAGGGGUUUGUUGCACUUUACAGAUGGAUCAGCAUUAAAUGGGAUUCCAUUUAAUUCAAUGGAUGGGUUUAAAGAAUUGUUAAUGCCCCUUGCAGCCAAAUCUACAGUGGCCCUGAGAGGUCAAACUUCAACAACAACAACAAAAAAAGCAAACAGAAAACACUGCAGAAGUAGACAAAGCACAACUACAGUGUUUCUGGGGACGCAAUAAUGUGACGGACCGACUGAGGAAGUGACAGAAACCAAAAGAUGUGAAGAAGGCUUUAAGGGUUAAUCUGUGAAAAAUAAUGUAAUAAUAAUGUGUGUUUUAAUCACAUGAUUCAUGUAACACGUUUGCUGUUGGGGGGCAGAGCAGGUCAUACAACUCAGUUCAUUUUUAUUUAUAUACCAAAUCACAACAACAGUCACCUCAAUGCACUUUUUCUGCAUUUUUCUGCUUUUAUUGUGUUUUGUGUGAUUUUGUUUUGCGGUGAUACAUGUGAGAGCACGCCAGUGUUGAACGGAGGUCACAGACUGAACCAAACACUUUUAAAGCAGCUCAGAGCCUGAGAACAUGUUUGGUCUGACAUGAUGCUACAAAUAUAUGUGCUUUAAGUUUACACAUUUUUGACCCUCAGCUGUAAAAUUCUGAUGACGUGGUGUCGUCACAUGGUUGGGCGGGCGACGUGUGCACACGUUUGUGGCUGCGAGAACUUGAGAACGAGGCGAUGUAGGAUGUUGCCGCCAGUAUUUUCUAAACUGAUAACUAAAGACGGCACAGGUACUGAGUUUAAUCGCCUUCAUGUGUCACAUUAGAUGUUUGUGUCUAACAUACAGACCGUCACUGUGUUAUCAUUAACGCUAACCGUCACGCCAUCAUGAGGGUGAGCAGUUAGAAAACAGUAACAAUGAAUCAACAUUAAUGUUGGAGUGAGGCAGCUGAGGGUGACAAUGUUAACAGGAAACACAAUUAUGACACUGAUUUCAUGUUUAAUAAAUCGGUGAAAUAUCUGCUGUCUGACUCUGUGUAUGAGUUUGUGUUUUCACUGUGUGAUGAAGAAUAAUGACGAGGUCAAUAAAAGCAGGACUGACAGGUGUUUAAUAUUUAAUGCUUUUAAUUUGAAAUGAAAGUUAAUAUUUCUGUCUUUUGGGUUUUGUUAAAGAAAUGGGACCAACUUUUGUUCUGUGCUCAGAUCACUUGUUAUACAGCUGUGGUUGUUUUUAAAGUGCUUUAUAAAUAAAGGUGAUGAUGAAUAAACAAAC